Messenger RNA from Chara braunii, 679 nucleotides. The record is from the annotation of a GenBank genome assembly. Lineage: Eukaryota; Viridiplantae; Streptophyta; Charophyceae; Charales; Characeae.
GGAGGAGGAGGAAGAGGAGGAGGAGGAGGAAGAGGAGCAGGAGGAGGAGGAGGAGGAGGAGGAGGAAGGAGAGAAGGAAGGGAAGGAGGAGGGAAAGGAGGAAAUGGAGGAAAUGGACAAAGGGAAUAUGGUGGUUUAUCUGCUUCUCAUCUUCAUACUCGGAGGAGCAGCACUGCAGCAGGAAGAGGAGGAAGAGGAGAAGGAAGAGGAGGAGGAGGAGGAGAAGGAGGAGGAGGAGGAAGGAGAGGAGGAGGAAGGAGAGGAGGACGGGCAGGAGGAGGAGAUGAAGGAGAUGGUGGUUUUUCAGCUUCUCAUCUUGAUACUCGGAGGAGGAGCAGGAAGAGGAGGAAAAGUAGGAAGAGGAGGGAGAGGAGGCGAUGUAGAGGAAAAUGAGUAUGCGGAGGAGGAGGAGGAGGCGGAGGAGGAGGGAAAGGAGGCGAUGGAUAAAGGGGAGAUGGUGGUUUAUCUCCUUUUCAUCUUCAUAUUAGGGUUCGCCUUCGUCACCAGCAUCUGCCAUUGUGUCCCAGAUACUGUCGGUCCCCCUCUUGUCUACAACCUCGACCUCUUAAUUAGUGUAUAUUGCAAUCUCAACUGCUUAAGUAGAGUAUACAGUCUCAAGCGCUUAAUUAGUGUAUGCGGUCUCAGCCACUUACUGUAAUUAGCGUAAACCAUAAGCUUC